AUGACUCGAAUUCCUAUGCGGCGGGGUCCAUCACCAUGGACGCGCUCACGUCGACUCAUGAACAGCGCCAGCAAUUCAAAUGUUGUUGACAUGGAAAAUUAUCAGGGUACAAUCUACUUCGCUGACAUUAUAGUGGGCGGUUCAACAUUUGUGGUGCUGGUGGACACAGGCUCAUCCGACUUGUGGAUCUCGUGCCACGACCUCAAUGGUUCCUCAUGUAAGUCUACGUGUCCGUCAAAUGCCAAGAUUAUCACAUACGGUUCUGGUGACGUCUGUGUGUUACAAACGUCCGCUGACAUUGAGUUUGGCAACAUCGCCGUGUCCAAUUACGCCGUGGGGGUGGCACAGGGCCCUAAUGUGAACCGCAACAGCUCCAGUUCGCUGCUUGCAGGUGGCGCUGAAGGGCUUUUUGGAUUAGCUUAUAGCGCACUGGCUACACUUCCGUCGCCUGGCGGACAGUUCAUUGACUACGUGAGGAGCUUUUCCAUGUAUCUGACCCAAGUAGACAACACGGAAGGUAGCUUCUUACUACUCAACGGCGUGGACGACGCACUCAUCUCUGCGAACGGCCUUGCACCGUACACUGUCAUGUUGAAAUCGGCCACACCGACUCAUUGGACAAUUGGCAUGACGGCAUUGCAGAUUGGCAACGAUACGGCGGUAUUUCCGUGCUCUACAGCAAGUAAAGGGAGUUGUGAUAGUAUUGUAGAUUCCGGUACUUCAUUACUGUCGAUGCCGACUUCGGUCCAUGCGGAUUUUGUAAGCACCUACUUGUCUGGCUGCACAUUGUACUCAUCGGGCUCCGAAAUUUACAUCUGCUCUAGCGAUGUGAAGCUGCCGCGACUUGCACUUACGUUUGGAGACGUGACAUUCUAUCUCGAAAAAGAAGACUACAUUCUUGAUUUAGGGGGCAAUAUGGUCGUGGUGGAAGUACAAGCGACGUCAAGUAAUGGCUCAUAUGAUAACACUUGGAUCAUCGGCCAAACGUUUUUGAAAAUGUUCUAUACGAAGUACAGCGUUAACGAGUCGGUGACAUUCUACUGCGUCGACAACAGCACGUGUACUGCUGGGUCUCAAGCAACCCCCUUGCCAGCAUCAUCGGAUUCAUCUGGUGACAACACUGGCGGCAACGGCUUUGGUCGCAACAACGUUCCCGGUAUAACAUAUAGUGGCAACGACAACAGCAACCUCACGAUGAUCCUGGGCAUUGUACUGGGCAUACUGGCCUUCUUAUUUAUCAUAUCGAUCGUGGUACAGCUAUUCCGAUACAUCUGCAGUCGCAGACGUGCCUCUCAGCAUGAGCAAUCGAUACAGUCAGUUAGGGUCGUACCUGAUGGCUACAACCAGCAGCAGCCCGCCGAUCAGCCUACCCAAGGAUAUUACAUCCAGUAUUGA
Molecule: messenger RNA, 1395 nt
Organism: Peronospora farinosa
Lineage: Eukaryota; Oomycota; Peronosporomycetes; Peronosporales; Peronosporaceae
Source: the annotation of a GenBank genome assembly